AUGCCACAUCCGGGAAGACCAAAGGGUCGUAUGAAUAAGAAAACCCAAGCCUUGCAACAAGAGGCAUUGGCAAGACAACAAGCUGCACAAAUGCAAGCGGCUCAAGCGAACAGAUUAGCUCAAGAACAGCAACGACACCAUCACUCCAAGCAUGAAGCAAGCAAUAUUAAGGAAGAAGCGGGUAUUCAACUCCAUGAUGAAGCUGAUUUGAUAACGUAUCGUAACGAUGCACUAAUAAGAUACAUGACGAAUCACGAAUACAUUGAAAAUGUUCUUGCUAAACCCAUUCACACUUCGAAGAUACUUCCACCUUCGCUAUAUCCAACGUUACCGAAACGCAAUGUUGAAGAUUAUGGCAUUGCAACUCCUGAAGAGAUAUAUUAUGGAGAUUUACAGUAUAUGAAGUAUGUUGAUGAGCAAUUGCGGAAAAGCGUAUCGAUCAUGAAGCAGGAGGAUGAUCCCGGGUUUGUUAAAUACUUGUUCAACUCCGAUAAUUAUUCGUACCGAAGAGCCAAGUUUGCCGAGUUGGUUACUUUGCAACAGGAAUUGAAUGACAAGGGGUCGGUUGAGAAGCUUGAUAAUGAGUAUCAGCUGAUUAUACAAGAGUGCAAGGACAAGUUUCUCCAGGAGUAUAAAUUCCAGUCAAAUACCAAGGUGUAUUCGAUCCCAUUGCAGAGUUUACGUUCUGAUGUUGAUGUGCAGCGCGCUCCCGAGGAUUACAAUCCUAAAGAUUAUGAUACUGUUGUUUCACCAAAGGAGGAGCAACAGCAACCUGCACAAUCGUCACAUAAAGAAGUUGUUGUUUCGAAUGCUGAUGCCAACACUGAUAAUGGUGAGAAACCAGAUGGGGCCACAUCGAUUGACAACAAUGAUUUCAACUCAAAUGAUAUUGACUUGGAUCUUGACAGUAAUCCCGAUGGCAUGUUUCAGUUUGUUGAUGAAGCCAAUGACAACUUCGAUAAUCUUGCAUCGUCAAUAACGGAUGAAAAUAAUGGGCCUUCGCAAAAGCAACACCAAGGGCAACACCAAGGGCAACACCAAGAGCAACAACAACAAAUGAGUGCUACUUCUAAACUGGAACCUGAUGACAAUGCAAGUGCUCAGAAUCCUCCAGACUCAGCAGCCACGGCGUCCAACUCCAACUCCAACUCCAACUCCGACAAUAUACGGCUGGACACCAACGCCAUUUCCACCGCUGAGCCACAACAAUCACAGCAAUCACCCGAAGCCCAACAGACGCAGGAACAAGAUGGUGGUCAAAAUGUAAAUGAUGUUGGCCAAAACGAUGGUGAUGAUGACGAUCAGCUCAAUAACGCAAUGGUGGCUGAAAUUAACGACUUGUUUAAUGACAAUGACCAUGAUAUGGACCAUCACCUGGCUAUAGUGAAUGAUGAUAUUGGCGAUCUCUACAAUUUUGACCAAGGUGACAAUGGUGACCUAUUGGGAGGGUCGGAGUUUGAGCAGGAUUUUUUGAGUCAGAUUAAUCAGAGUAUGGAAUAG
Messenger RNA from Lodderomyces theae, 1500 nucleotides. RefSeq lists its product as uncharacterized. The record is from RefSeq and is a predicted model, not a curated record. The coding region runs from base 1 to 1500 and encodes 499 amino acids. NCBI's taxonomy places the organism in Eukaryota, Fungi, Ascomycota, Pichiomycetes, Serinales, Debaryomycetaceae. The transcript has a single exon.